Molecule: messenger RNA, 1384 nt
Organism: Sorex fumeus (smoky shrew)
Lineage: Eukaryota; Metazoa; Chordata; Mammalia; Eulipotyphla; Soricidae
Gene: PRDX6
Product: peroxiredoxin 6
Exons: 5
Coding region: 99-773 (224 amino acids)
Biological process (GO): cellular oxidant detoxification; cell redox homeostasis
Cellular component (GO): cytosol; mitochondrion
Molecular function (GO): peroxiredoxin activity
Source: RefSeq, a predicted model, not a curated record
UGCGCGUCCCCGGCCCCGCGCCAGACGCCGCCGGCUGCUGACCGUCCCGCCGCGCUGCCCCCUCGCCCCGCGCCCCCGCCGCCGCCGCCGCCGCCGCCAUGCCCGGAGGGCUCCUGCUCGGGGACGAGGCGCCCAACUUCGAGGCCAACACGACCGUGGGCCGGAUCCGCUUCCACGACUACCUGGGGGACUCAUGGGGCAUUCUCUUCUCCCACCCGCGGGACUUCACCCCCGUGUGCACCACGGAGCUGGGCAGAGCUGCCAAGCUGGCCCCCGAGUUUGCCAAGAGGAACGUGAAGCUGAUCGCCCUGUCCAUUGACAGCGUGGAAGACCAUCUCGCCUGGAGCAAGGACAUCAACGCUUACAACUGCGACGAGCCCACCGAGAAGUUGCCUUUCCCCAUCAUUGACGAUAAGAACCGGGAGCUGGCCAUCCAGCUGGGCAUGCUGGACCCGGCGGAGAAGGACGAGAAGGGCAUGCCCGUGACCGCGCGUGUGGUGUUCGUCUUCGGUCCUGACAAGAAACUGAAGCUCUCCAUCCUCUACCCGGCCACCACCGGCAGGAACUUCGAUGAGAUUCUGCGAGUGGUGGCGUCCCUACAGCUGACCGCCGAGAAGAGGGUGGCCACCCCAGUAGACUGGAAGAUGGGAGACAGCGUCAUGGUCCUUCCGACCAUCCCCGAAGAGGAAGCCAAGAAGCUCUUCCCCAAGGGCGUCUUCACCAAAGAGCUGCCCUCGGGCAAGAAGUACCUGCGCUACACGCCGCAGCCCUAGGCCCCGGCUCUGGGUGGGCUCUCCUGGACUCUUGAUUCGUGCCUUCACCAGCCUUCCGUCAUGUCCCCGCUGCUGGCUCCCUGCCGGGGGUCCCCUCUGCAUGGGGUCUGCUCUCGGCAGCGGGGGAAGCCGCGCCGCCCCGGCAUACACUCACUCUCGGGACUUUGGGGGUCUUGUUCCCUUUCGCUUUUCUAAUCAGAUCCUCUCUCCAGCCCCCCCGCCCCGUUGCGGGAGCCACCGUAGUUGAGCUGCUAAUGUCCACGUUAUUAAUCCAAGCCCACGUAUUAAUUCAGUCCUUCCCGUCGUGGCGUCUGGUCAGCCAGGAGAAGGAAAACUGCACUGUGCUACACCAGCAGAUGCGGCCGGGGCUGUGUGUUCUGUGGGGAGGUGGGUCCAAGGGUCUUUCUCUAAAGAAACUGUUUCCGUGAAGUGCCAUCGAGGGGGAGAAGACCGCCGAGGCCUCCGUGGCCUGCUGGGAAGGCGUGCCCCGGGUGUGGACAGCCACGCGGGCGGGCGGGGGACAGGAGGAUCGAAGACACUGUACUGGUAUGCUUUUUUCUGAGCUCGGCUGUUUUGGAGAUCCGUAAAUAAAUCCUUUGGUGAGAUUGGAA